CGAGUUUUCGAAUAUUCAUGUUUGACAAGUUCAGGUGCUGGAGAACUGCCCUUCUGUUCACCAGGACUGGGGUCCUAUGGCGGAGAUCCCUCUGGGAUACACUGCUCGGGGCUUCAGCUAAGGGCCUGCCUCUGAGCGACAGGCUGCUCCUAAGGGAGUCCCAGUCUCCCAUGGUUCUUGCACUCAGCCCCUCUCUUUCUGUAACUGAGGUAACAGCUACUGAGUUGUCACCUGCCCUGUUCUGUCCUGUGCUAGCUAGCCAUAUCCUUUAAAAGAAACAAAGAAAGGAAAGGCAGGCCACAGGAAAGCCAUCUCGAAGAGACUGUUUUACACCAAGCAAACUGAAGAAGGGGGGCCCAGUCCUGAUAGGCUUGGGGUAGGAGAGAGGCCACCUGUUAAAGUGCUGGUGAUACCUCAGAGGCUUCAUCCGACCUUGGGGAGGUUAGGCACUGUCUGGCACUUCUGUCUGCAGGUGAUUGACAGGACUUUCUCAGAGCCCCACACUGAACGGCAGGGUCAUCCUUCGAGCAUUGCUAGCCUGUGGAGGCUGUGCUUACUUAAUGAUGGUACAUUAGCAUGAUAGAUCCAUGACACUGUGAUUAUCUAGAUAAGCUGGGUCCUUGGGAAUGCUCUGCUAGCCAAUUAGUGUCCAGAGCAACCUAUGAUGAUGGCAUAUGCUAGGUCAGAGGUCAGAAGUCAAAGGUAAACAUGCAAAAAACAAAUGAGCUUUUAUUUAAGCUUUGGGAUUUCUGGAUUUCCUGUGGAUAAGCACUGUUUUAUUUUAUUUUAUUUUUUUUUGUUUUUUUAAGUAAACCUUUUCUUUGGGGAUGAUAAUGAAAGCUUAGCAGGAAAGCUGCAAGGAAGGCAUAGUUUCUCCAAGACAUUUAGCUCUUCCUAUUAACCACAAGUGUAUUUUCAUAUAAAAUGAAAAGUAAGGUCAUUCCAAGGGUAAGGAUAAUUGUUAAAUAACUUUUUGCGCUGUAAAUUGUGUGUGUGCAUGUGUGUCUGUGUGUGGGUUUGUGCACAGGAGGGCAGUUGCCCACAGAGGCCAGAGGAACCCGGAGCCUGAAUUACAGAUGGUUGUAUGCCACACACUGCCAGCUCUGGGAACCAAACUUGGAUCCUCUGGAAGAGCAGGCAGUGCUUCUAACCCAUGAGCCCUCUCUCCAGCCCUGUGUAUACGUAUUAUAUAUACCCGAAUACCCAGGGUCGUAGAAACAUGUCUAGAGCACACAGGGCCUGGAGUGGAGGAGGCGUAAGAAGAUGGAGGGCGGGGGAGGUAUCAUGAGAACUUAGCUGUGAUGGUAGAGUGUCCCCGAUAGCGUUUAGUCAGACAUUUCUGUGGUGUUUGGUUUCUGGGAUUUUUUUUGCUUGUUUGUUUUGGUUUUGGUUUUUUCCUACCGUUGAAACAGAGCUACGGGACACCCCGGUGUGUGAUUUCUGAGAGGGCGGCACACAGUAAAGCGUUUUCUAGAGCAAGGAAGAGAGGGCCAUAAGAGACCGGAACCUCCUCCAGGUUCAAGACCGGGAACAGCCCAUCCCUUGGAAGGUGCAGUUUAACCUAGGCAACAGCAGCCGACCUAGUAACCAGUGCCGGAACUCCGUUCAAGGGAAACACCUCAUCACCGACGAGCUGGGGAUUGAACUCAGGUUGUCAGGCUUGCUGGCAGGCACCUCUUCUGGCCGAGCCAUCUUGCUUGGCCUGCAAGUAUCCUUUGUUUGAGCACAGGACUGCCGCUUCCCAAGAAAAUGCAGUCAGCUGACAGGUGGACCUGGGGCCCGCAGUGCAGUGUCUACAGACUCAGAAAAAAGUUUUAGUAUUAGGUAGCAGUUUGUCCUUUUCUUUUGUCACAGCUACAAAUGGUUAAUUCAGGUCAGACAAAGACUCACACAAUCCUUCAGUUAUUAAAAAAAAAAAGCCAACACUCGGUCUUUUAAUCACUAAAAAAUCCCACAGGGGCGACAGGUUUUAUAUCGUUCACCUUUACAAAUAUGGGGAAAGUGGUUUAAUGAAGAAAACGUGUGACGGUUGAUGCUGUUUAUCAAUGAGAUGCCUCCGCGUUGCUAGGGUAACAGCAGUGUUAAACAAGAUAGCCAAUUAGAGUCACAAACUUUUCAAAAGCUGGAAGUUAAUUUCCCAGGCAAGACCAACACAUUUGUCUGCCUUAGUCUCCCAGGACUUGGUGAAAAUAACAUCCUCAGAGCCGAUAAGCACCAGUUUUCCCUGUGCAGCCCUGGCUGUCCUGGAGCUCCCCCUGUAGACCAGGCUGGCCUCGAACUCAUAGAGAUGUGCCCAUCUCUCCUGGGCGUUGGGAUUAAAGGCAUGUGCCACCACUGCCUGGUGUAUAUGGGUAUUGAAACAUCAUGAUGACCUAUUCCUGUGUGUGUGUGUGUGUGUGUGUGUGUGUGUGUGUCUGUGUGUGCGUGCGUGUGUGUGUGUGUGUGUUCAUCAGCUAAAAAUAAAGGGCGGGAGAAAUGGGUGAGUGGCCAAGAGCACUGACUGCUCUUUCAAAAGGACCUGGUUUUGAAUCCCAGCAUCCAGGGAAGGCAGCUAGCUCCCUAAACUGCCUGUAACUUCAGCUCCCAGGGAUCCGAGGCCCUCUUCUGACCUCUGCAGGAAUCUGCACUCACAUGUGCACACACAUGCAAUUAAAAGUAAGAAUGACUUCAAAAAGUAAAAGGUCACUUUUGCGUGAUUCAUGAUACAUGGGGACAGGCCUGGGCGAGCUUGCUCUCCCCAGAAAUUAGGCCUGGUCAUGGAGAGGUGAGUACCAGAGUUCAAGACCAAGAGCUGGGAGUUGGCAAUGGUAGGAGAAGGCCUGAGAUGUUAACUCACAGCUUCCCAAAAGAAAGGACAGGUGGCGUUUGCAGGCGACAUUGGGGUGCACGGUGUUAUCAUGUGUUUGACCCAGAUGGUGGCGUCCGCAGGUGACAUUGGGGUGCACGGUGUUAUCAUGUGCUUGACCCAGAUGGUGGCGUCCGCAGGUGACAUUGGGGUGCACGGUGUUAUCAUGUGCUUGACCCAGAUGGUGGCGUCCGCAGGUGACAUUGGGGUGCACGGUGUUAUCAUGUGCUUGACCCAGAUGGUGGCAUCUGCAGGUGACAUUGGGGUGCACGGUGUUAUCAUGUGCUUGACCCAGAUGGUGGCAUCUGCAGGUGACAUUGGGGUGCACGGUGUUAUCAUGUGUUUGACCCAGAUGGUGGCGUCCGCAGGUGACAUUGGGGUGCACGGUGUUAUCAUGUGCUUGACCCAGAUGGUGGCGUCCGCAGGUGACAUUGGGGUGCACGGUGUUAUCAUGUGCUUGACCCAGAUGGUGGCGUCCGCAGGUGACAUUGGGGUGCACGGUGUUAUCAUGUGCUUGACCCAGAUGGUGGCAUCUGCAGGUGACAUUGGGGUGCACGGUGUUAUCAUGUGCUUGACCCAGAUGGUGGCGUCCGCAGGUGACAUUGGGGUGCACGGUGUUAUCAUGUGCUUGACCCAGAUGGUGGCGUCCGCAGGUGACAUUGGGGUGCACGGUGUUAUCAUGUGCUUGACCCAGAUGGUGGCAUCUGCAGGUGACAUUGGGGUGCACGGUGUUAUCAUGUGCUUGACCCAGAUGGUGGCGUCCGCAGGUGACAUUGGGGUGCACGGUGUUAUCAUGUGCUUGACCCAGAUGGUGGCGUCCGCAGGUGACAUUGGGGUGCACGGUGUUAUCAUGUGCUUGACCCAGAUGGUGGCAUCUGCAGGUGACAUUGGGGUGCACGGUGUUAUCAUGUGCUUGACCCAGAUGGUGGCAUCUGCAGGUGACAUUGGGAUGCACGGUGUUAUCAUGUGCUUGACCCAGAUGGUGGCGUCCGCAGGUGACAUUGGGGUGCACGGUGUUAUCAUGUGCUUGACCCAGAUGGUGGCAUCUGCAGGUGACAUUGGGGUGCACGGUGUUAUCAUGUGCUUGACCCAGAUGGUGGCAUCUGCAGGUGACAUUGGGGUGCACGGUGUUAUCAUGUGCUUGACCCAGAUGGUGGCAUCUGCAGGUGACAUUGGGGUGCACGGUGUUAUCAUGUGCUUGACCCAGAUGGUGGCAUCUGCAGGUGACAUUGGGGUGCACGGUGUUAUCAUGUGCUUGACCCAGAUGGUGGCAUCUGCAGGUGACAUUGGGGUGCACGGUGUUAUCAUGUGCUUGACCCAGAUGGUGGCGUCCGCAGGUGACAUUGGGGUGCACGGUGUUGUCAUGUGCUUGACCCAGAUGGUGGCGUCCGCAGGUGACAUUGGGGUGCACGGUGUUAUCAUGUGCUUGACCCAGAUGGUGGCGUCCGCAGGUGACAUUGGGGUGCACGGUGUUAUCAUGUGCUUGACCCAGAUGGAGUCGCAGUGCUGCUAUCACCCAGGGUAGAGUCCUGAGGAACUCACUGACUCUCUGGGAAUUCCAUUAGAAACUUGCAUGAGGGAAGUGUUUACCAGGACGCGAGAAUGCGCAUCUCCUCACCCCUGAGAUGCAGUAGCAGAAACAACAGAAGCCACGGCUCCCUCUGAGGGGACUGGAUCUCCUGGUCUCCCAAGUAUUGAGGGCCCUCUAGUGUCCCUAAUUGUCAGCAUUCUGCCAGCUCCCACACAGACCUUGUUUUCCAGAGCAGUUCUAAAAACAAGUUCUCCUCCACCAGCCUCGUUCUCUGAGGACAGAGCUGGGCGCUCAGACUGGCUGGCGGGGAACAGCUGCUGCACACCUGAGGGCCCCUGCACACACCUGAGGGGCCCCCAUACACACCAGAAGGCCCCUGCCCACACCUUAGGGUCCAUAUACACACACCAGAGGGCCCCUGCACACACCUGAGGGUCUACACACACAUACACCAGAGGGCUCCUGCACACACCUGAGGGCUCCUGCACACACCUGAGGGUACAUACACACACCUGAGGACCCUUGCACACACCUGAGGGUCCACACAUACCUCCCACCCCCUGUACCCCGCAACACCUGAGGCUCUUCACAUGCACACAUACCCAAGGGCCUAAAUGGCCACUGGGGACGUGUUUGAGGUUAGGUGGUGGCCCUCAUAGACUUAGAGAUGUUUCUUUUCUACUCCCCAAAUGGUGUGGGGAGCUCUGCCUAGAAGCUCUGAGCAUAAAGUAGCCCCAAUGAGGAGGCCUGACGGGCGCUGGAUGCACACGUCUGUGUGAUGCGGUUUCUCAGUGGUAGAGCGAAGUACGUUUUCCUCUUUUCUGAGGAUUCAAGAACAUCCCUAAUUCUAGGGGAUGGUUGUGUCUCCCCGUUUGUGUGCAGACACUGGAAGCAGAGUAGGAAGGUCGACUGUGGCCUCCUAUUUUAACAGUCCCUUCAAAUUCCCACAACAGCAAUAAACCGUCAAAAGUGGUGUGCUUGCUUUCUAAAUCCGCAAAGCACUCGUCUCUGUGAAUGGGCGCCUCGUUUCCUACCUUGGACUUUUUUUAAAGAGGCCCAGGUGAAAGAUUCCACAACCCAGCCGCAUGGGCAUGACUUAGCCUGGCAAUGAGCUCACACUUCAGCGGUAGACUAGAAAGCGAUUGAGCCAUGGUAACAACGCAGAUCUAGUGAUGACUGAGGAGUCCAACUUCCCAUCAUCCUCUGCUCAGGUGAAGCCAGCCCUAGACAUGUGACUUCCACAUCUGGUCCUGGUGCAUGGGAUGGCUCCUGUCUGCCUUCUUCCUGUGCAAUUCUUCAUCCUCAGAGGGAGCACAGGUGGCUAGUUUCCCUCUGAGCUUUGUCCCUGGC
Molecule: messenger RNA, 5726 nt
Organism: Rattus norvegicus (Norway rat)
Lineage: Eukaryota; Metazoa; Chordata; Mammalia; Rodentia; Muridae
Source: RefSeq, a predicted model, not a curated record